AUGCUGCCACGGAGGAGAUAUCGGCUGUUGCUCUUCGUAGCAGCCGUCGUUGUCUUCCUCUUUUACCGCGCCGCGCACUCUGCCGACUGGGAUCCCUCCGAGUAUACCCGCUUUGGCCAGCGACCUCAGCAGUACCCUUCUUACUUCGAUAGCGAUCGCAACCCUCUGCACAAGCCUCCCACCCAGGAAGCUCCGGAGGCAUCUCCUCCGGCCAUCAACAUACCGGUCUUGAGGCCCGGCGACAAGGACGAUGUCAACUUCGCCCUGCCCACGAAGCCAGCGAAUGUUGACCCCACCGCCGCCGCCGACGAUGCCAAGGCAGCCGUCACCGAGGUUCCAUGGUACGAGGAACUAGCCCCAGGCAUGCACACGACGCCUUCCACCACGACCACCACAUCCACGACAACGUACCCGCACUGGCAGAAGUUCAGCGAGCACUUCCCCGUGGCCGCCGAAGACCUCAUUCUCCUCCCGACUGGCACGCCCAAGACCAUUCCCAAAAUCCAGUUCGACUUUCCCAAGGAGAGUCCCGCCGCCAAGGAGAAGCGGGAGGGCCGCUUGGCCGAGAUCAAGUCCGAGAUGAAGCGCGCUUGGAACGGUUACCGCACGUACGCCUGGAUGCACGACGAGAUCUCGCCCGUCACCAAGCUCUUCCGCGACCCCUUUUGCGGCUGGGCUGCGACACUCGUCGAUGCCCUCGAUACGCUCUGGAUCAUGGGUAUGAAGGAGGAGUUCCACGAAGCCGCUCACGCCGUGGACACAAUCGACUUCACCUAUAGCACUCAGCGCUUCGACAUACCCGUCUUCGAGACGGUAAUCCGCUACCUUGGGGGCCUUUUGGCCGCCUACGACGUCAGCGGCGGCCACGAGGGCAAAUACCCGAUGCUGCUCAAGAAGGCCGAGGAGCUUGCCGAAAUCCUGUACGGCGUCUUUGACACCCCGAAUCGCAUGCCCAUCCUGUACUACCAGUGGAGGCCCGAGUACGUGGCCCAGCCCCACCGCGCAAGUGCGGUCAGCACCGCCGAGGUGGGUUCCCUCCUUAUGGAGUUCACCCACCUCGCCCAGCUCACCGGCAAGCAAAAGUACUACGACGCCGUCGCUCGCAUCACCAACGCCUUUGAAGGCCUGCAGAAAGGCGGUACCGCUAUCCAGGGCAUCUUCCCCGAGACGCUAGACGCCAAUGGCUGUAACCGAACCGCCACGGAUCUCAAACGCCAGGCCGAGCUCGCCGCCCAGCACCAGUCAACCGUCCAACGUGGCGACAGCAUCGUCGGUACCUCUUUCGCACCCCCAUCACAACCUGACGAAGAGGAGGCGGUGGCUCCCCAGUCGGAGAGCGGAUCGCAGGCGGGCCUAAAGAAGAUGAAGAGGGGCUUCCGCGAGGUUCAUGCGGAUCCCAAAGUCGACGCAAGAGAUGAUGAUGGCGUUGCUGUCCCAGUCGGCGGCUUUAACCCGUGGGAUCCGAUGAGCUUGAUUGAUCUGGAUUGCGUGCCCCAGGCGCCGCUAGUCCCCCUGUCUUAUGGAUAUCAGUCGUACAGUAUGGGCGGUAGCCAGGACUCUACAUACGAAUACUUCCCCAAGACAUAUCUCCUCCUCGGCGGACUAGAACCCAAGUACCGAAAUAUGCAUGAGAAGACGGUGGCCGCGGUCAAGCGAUGGCUCCUUUACCGGCCCAUGACGAAAGACCAGCGCGAUAUUCUCUUCUCAGCCAAACUCACGACUAAUGGCGUGCCCGAGGUAGAUGCGCGCCGCGAGUACGAAGUCACGCACCUGACAUGCUUCCUAGGCGGGAUGUUUGGGCUUGGUGCCAAGAUUUUUGACAGCGAGGAGGACCUCGAGAUCGCUAAGAAACUCACGGAUGGGUGCGUGUGGGCGUACGAAUCGAUGCCUUCGGGCAUCAUGCCCGAAGGUGCCCAUGUGGUCCCGUGCGAGGGCUUCAAAGCCUGUCCAUGGAACGAGACCCUCUGGCACCAAGGCCUUGACCCUCUGUGGGAGUAUCGCGACCAGCAGGUUGCCGACUACCUCGUGACCAAGAAGGAGGCCGAGGCUCACCAGAAGAUGCUGGAGACCCAGCGGGAGCUGCAAAACCUCAAGGAGCAGCAGACUCCAAGCCAAGGCGGGGCUGGUGGCCAGGAUGAUAGGCCGGCGCACCAGCCCCUUCUAGCGCGGCGGAGGAGCAGGUAG
Parascedosporium putredinis is the source of this 2184-nucleotide messenger RNA. The record is from the annotation of a GenBank genome assembly. Lineage: Eukaryota; Fungi; Ascomycota; Sordariomycetes; Microascales; Microascaceae.